UAUACUUCUCCAAAUUAACGUAGUUUAGAAGGAAAGCAGUUGGACUCAGCUGAGACUCCUGCGGAGACACAGGAGCACAGAACUUGUGGAUCUCCAACAUUUCUCUCAGUUCUCUCUCACUGGUGGGACUUGAUAAAACACUGCAGUCGAUUUGUGAAACGUUGGGGUUAAAGCUCUGGUUCCUUGGAGUUACAGUUUUUCCUGUCACUCAAUGGAGAGAAAGGAAAUUACUCAACAAGAGAGAGGGCUUGUCUGUCCAGGCAAGUAGAAGACUGCUCAUUACCUACAGAGUACAGCAGGCUGAAGAUCUCCACACAGACAGACUCCCACAGCGAGACAAUGGAGGGCUGGAGUUACACACUCUUUACACUGGUUUUUAUCAGCGCCGUCACACACACAGAGGCGCUACAGGAGGGCCCAAAGAAGCUGCUGGACAUGUCCCCUUCGGCAGUGGAUGACCAGUUCCUCAGCUGCAGGGAUCGCAUGCUGCAAAGCCUGAUGGGGAGUGGUGGCCUGUUGGAGAGAGAGCUGAAUAACUCUGAUGGGUUUCAUGCAGCAUGGCAGAAUAAAACAUGCGGAGGUCCGAUCCAAGGAGGUAAACCGGAACACUCCAAAGCUCUGGAGACCUACGUCACGGGUGGCAACUUCAUGAACAAGUUUGAUGAUGCUGUGGAGUCACAGGGUUCGAACGCCAGCGUUUACCGCAGUAGCUUCCCAUACAAGUCCCUCCACUUUCUGCUCACGGACGCCAUCCAUCUUCUGAAGGAAAAAACGUGCAGGACCCUUUUCCGAGGGUCUGACACCCUGUACUCGACCACAAAGGGGUCCCAGGUGCGGUUCGGGAGAUUCGCCUCGGCUUUAGAAAGUAAAAGUGAAGCUGAAGAAGACAUUUUGAUGAGGGGAACCCUCUUCAACAUCACGUCCUGUGCUGCAGCUCACAUCGAGAGCUACAUCUGCGAUCCACAUCACACGGUCAGUUGGCUCAUCCCUCCUUACGAGGUGUUUGAAGUUGUGGAUGUCAAGCAGAUGAAGGAGUACAGAGAAAUCACACUGAUGCACAAAAAACUUUCCAGCAACCACAACUGUUCCUUCUUCACAGACGCUCCUUCUUCCUUCGCCCCACCAAUGGCACCAGGAUCACUGCUCCUGUUCGCAGCCGCUCUCUCUGUGGGCCUCGGUGUCGGACUCCAACGGCUCUCCUGUUGACAGAAAUGUGUAGUAACUGUUCGGGGUGGAUGUGGGGGAGAAUUGCUGUCCUUUUAAAGUGAAAUACCACAGAGCACAAAACAGCCUCUCUAUGCAAAAUAAACAUGUAAAACUUA
Scleropages formosus (Asian bonytongue) is the source of this 1322-nucleotide messenger RNA. Its product is annotated as T-cell ecto-ADP-ribosyltransferase 1-like. The transcript is spliced from 4 exons. NCBI's taxonomy places the organism in Eukaryota, Metazoa, Chordata, Actinopteri, Osteoglossiformes, Osteoglossidae. The record is from RefSeq and is a predicted model, not a curated record. Bases 340 to 1206 code for a protein of 288 amino acids. Gene Ontology annotation, molecular function: NAD+ poly-ADP-ribosyltransferase activity; NAD+-protein-arginine ADP-ribosyltransferase activity.